AUGCAGACCAACGCAGAGAAUCCGCGCAAGCGCUUUACUGCCGCCCAUGCUGCCGCUCCCGGCAACAACGGCAACGGAGAAGCUGGGCCUUCUCGACCGCGGAUCGCUAACGCAGUGCCCUCCGAGAUCUUGGACGACCCCGAACUCAAUCAAGCCAUCGCCUCGAUUCUUCCUGCCAACUACAAUUUCGAGAUCCACAAGACGAUUCACCACAUUCGUAAAGCUUCGGCGACAUGUGUAGCGCUCCAAAUUCCCGAGGGGCUCACCCUCUGGGCGACUGGUAUUGCUGACAUCGUGGAGCGCUUCACUGACGCAACCACGGUGAUCAUGGGCGACGUCACGUAUGGCGCUUGCUGCGUGGACGACUAUACGGCAAUGGCGCUGGGAUGCGAUAUGCUCGUGCACUAUGGACAUAGCUGUCUUGUGCCCGUGGAUCAGACGGCCAUCAAGACGUUGUACGUAUUUGUCGAGAUUCUCAUCGACCCGGCCCACUUGGCGGCGACGAUCAGGGCCAACUUCCCGAGCGACAAGCACGAUUUCCGAGCCAAAAUUCUGGGCGGAAGUCAGAAUGCAGCUGGAAAGCGGGCCGAGGUGGACGAAACUGCUGGUCGCGCUAAGAUCCAGAUUGGCGAGCAAGAGCGCGCCGACUCGAGCACCGCUGCCACUGCUGUUACUGCUUCACAACCACAGACACACCUGGCACUCGUUGGUACCGUACAGUUCAUCAACGCCAUCCACGGUCUACGAGAAGCGCUGGAACAGCAACAGCAUCGACUCGCUGACGGCUCGAUCGUCUCGGGCGGGCCUCAACCCGAUCGACUCAUGCUCACCGCAGGCACAGCGGCCGACGGCGAAGUGCAACACGUUCCUCAAGCAGCCAAAUGGAAGGCGUGGAGCUCAGGGGAAUACAAAGUGACCGUGCCGCAAGUCAAGCCGCUCAGUCCCGGCGAAGUGCUGGGCUGCACGUCACCCAAGCUGGACAAGGACAGCAUCGACGCUAUUGUGUACAUUGGCGAUGGACGCUUCCACCUCGAGUCGAUCAUGAUCGCCAAUCCUCGCGUCCCUGCAUUCCGAUACGACCCGUACACCAAGCGGUUCGUGCGCGAGCUGUACGAUCAUGCCGAGAUGCGCAAAAUGCGCGGAGAAGCUGUGAGGUUGGCGCAGGACAGCGUGGGAGGACUGGAUCUCGACCCGGAGUCUUCGAUCGUCAAGCAGAAGGAGGAAGUCGCUGUGGGUGGAGAAGAGCAGGGACGCUCGAUGGCGGCGGCGUCGGGUUGGGGAGUGGUGCUGGGCACGCUGGGACGACAAGGAAGUCUGCGUGUCCUCGAGUCGCUGACAGCAUCGCUUGCCGAACACACGCCGCCCAUCCCGCACGUGCCGAUCCUGCUGUCCGAACUGUCCCCGCAGAAGCUGGGACUGUUUGGUGAGCAUCUGGCGGCCUUCAUCCAAUCGAGCUGCCCGCGCCUGUCGAUCGAUUGGGGCUUCGCAUUUGCCAAGCCAUUGCUCAGCCCGUACGAAGCUGCGGUGAGCGUCAAGAAAGUGAAGGGCUGGCAGGAGGAUGUGGAAGGACUCGGGAUGAGCAGAACACCUGCCAAGCAGAACAGCACUGGCGAGGGCGAUCCGGUGCCGCGGGAAGACAAGCAUCUGCCGUUGGAUGGCGACUAUCCGAUGGACUUUUACAGCGAUUCUUCGCUCGGACCUUGGACACCUCGACAUGGCAUGGCGCCCGCCAAGAAGCCAGCCGGUGCCAAAUCGAACCUGGCGCUGCUGAGGAGUCUGCGAGGCAACCGUACCAAAGCCACCGCUGCGCCUGCCAAUACUGCAUCGGCUUGA
Sporisorium graminicola is the source of this 1833-nucleotide messenger RNA. RefSeq lists its product as uncharacterized. The transcript has a single exon. Bases 1 to 1833 code for a protein of 610 amino acids. The record is from RefSeq and is a predicted model, not a curated record. NCBI's taxonomy places the organism in Eukaryota, Fungi, Basidiomycota, Ustilaginomycetes, Ustilaginales, Ustilaginaceae. Gene Ontology annotation, biological process: protein histidyl modification to diphthamide. Gene Ontology annotation, molecular function: 2-(3-amino-3-carboxypropyl)histidine synthase activity.